This is a messenger RNA of Lucilia sericata (common green bottle fly), 1325 nucleotides long. RefSeq lists its product as uncharacterized. Bases 126 to 1118 code for a protein of 330 amino acids. NCBI's taxonomy places the organism in Eukaryota, Metazoa, Arthropoda, Insecta, Diptera, Calliphoridae. The record is from RefSeq and is a predicted model, not a curated record. The transcript has 4 exons.
AAAAAAGGAAAUUUGUUACGUUUUGAAAAAUGAAAUUUAAAACAAAUUCGAAAUUAAAACAAAAAGUCUAUACCUUGGUCUAUUAUUUUUAUUAAAUUUAAAUUUUUUCAUAUUUUUUUCUUAAUAUGCAAAAUUCCUGUGCUUUCCCGGCUACACUUCAGUGUAAAUUAUGUGAGUUUCCACCCUGUAAUUGUGAAAAAUGCAAAAAACUCAGAUCGGAGGGAAAACCAGAUCAAGAGGAAAUUAGAAAAUGUUUUAGAAGCUCAAAUGAUGUAACUCUCAAAGAUGCUGAUCCUAAUGCUAAAACUUUAACUGCAGGGACUUCAAAUAUUCCUACAAAGAUUUUUAAAGAAAACCUUUUACAAAUACGAAACUUCAAAUUACCAACAUUUCGAUUUACACCCUCAGAUCUGAAUUCUGUGCUAUUUGAUAUAGUGGGAAUUAUUUCUUUUUUCAUAAUGACCACAUUCAUGUUUUGGAUUACUAUUAGCCAAUAUUUAAGGGAUUUUGUGAACUUAAUCUUGCAGUGGGGAAGGAGAGCUCAAUUAACAACUUUGAUAUUAUUGCUAUUACUUUGUGUCAGCAUUACAUUUCAUGCUGUUAAGGGCAGACAUCAUCGAUACCAAACAAAUCACAACAUAAAGAAAACUUCCGAUCCCGCUUCAAACCAUAACACUACUAACACCAAUCCACUUCCAAAAUGCCCCCAUUGCAAAUCUUGCCAACGAAAGAAAUGUUCUCAUUUUAAUUUGCAAAAUUCUAAAGGUUCUACUCGGGGGUCUAAAGAAAGUCUUUGUACUUUAAAUAAUAUAGAUAAAACUCAAAAUAAUAUUAAAAGUAAUAACAACAGAUGUGAUAAGUGCGAUGGAAACAGAAGUGAGAACUCCAGUUUAACUAAGAAACAAAAUCCUUCUCUGUGUGAUUUAUGUGCUAAACAAAUGAAGCAGGUAACUCGGUCCAUUUUAAGUGAUGACGAGGCCCGUGAAAUGUACAAGAAGUAUAGACUAUAUGCCGUUCCAACUGAAAUGAAAACGCCACCAUCCUUUACAAAUCUUAUUGAAUUUUUAACUGGACUCUACAAUACUAUAUCAGGUUCUAGUAGAAACGCACAUUCCUAAGUAAAUUCGAAAUUUAACAGUGAUUAUAUACUGAAAAUAAACUAAACAUUCGUAAAAUUUAAAACAUAAAAUGUCAUUAUUCUGGAACUGGAAUAUUUUAAAAUUGAUCUAGCCAACAACAGAGGUGUAAGUCGAUGAAACUUUGAACGUCAAAUUUUGGAGUUGAACAGCUCGUUAAUAAUCCAAGUAGCAGUUGCUGGACCAAUC